Molecule: messenger RNA, 2187 nt
Organism: Prosopis cineraria
Lineage: Eukaryota; Viridiplantae; Streptophyta; Magnoliopsida; Fabales; Fabaceae
Exons: 7
Coding region: 1097-2098 (333 amino acids)
Source: RefSeq, a predicted model, not a curated record
GCUUCUCUGAUGUUGGUCAUUGGAAUCACCUGAUUCUCCGAUUCGGCAGACUCUUCUUAUGUUUUGAACUUGUGUCUUUUCCCUUCAUAUUCGAUCUAUGAAACCCUUGUAUUUUGAUAUGUUUACUAGUACCUUUAUUUUUCUUUCCGCCUGAGAUUAAUAUUUGGGCGUGUCGGUGGAAAAGCCAAGCCUUUGAAGAAACCCAAGUCUGAUCAGAAAUGAGUAGCUCGAGCAGAGAUGGAAAUGAAUCAGUGGAGACACAAGGCUCGGCUGCACGACAAGAAUGAGAAAAUAAUUGAGAGGAUUUUAAUGCUUCACAUUCACAUUUUCAUUUCAAAAGCUACCCAAUGAAACUUUUAAAAUUUCACGUUUCAGUUGGGUUGAGAACUCUUUAAAAGAUACAUUUACUCUUAUAAAAUUAUUUCAAAUAGUUUUUCACAUUUCACAAGUAAAAAAGUAUUUUAAGAUGUGAAAAGUUAAUUGCUCAAAUGGCGCCUAAGUCCAGGGGUGCUCGUACAUGAAAAUUGAAAUAAUUAACAAUAUUAUUAGGGUGUUUUGGAGAACCCCCGUGCUCUGAUGAAAAACCCAGCAAUCCUCCCUUUCUCCCCUAUCAUAUAUUUCGAUUUUUCGAUAGAAAAAGAGAAAAGAAAAGUCAAACUUCGCAUGAACUAUGGACACUCCCUCGCUCUCCAGUCUUCAGAAGAAAGUGGUUAACCGAGGAGCGAAAAGUAGUUUGCAAUAUUAUCAAGAGCUUUGUUUUCUUUUUCUUUUUAUAUUUCGCCAGCAGCGGACUUGGAUAACAUCAGCAGACGGAACAAAACAGUUCCGGCAAAACAAGAUUCAGACAAAGCAAGAAAAUCAGAGAAAAGGGAACAGCGACAUCCAAAGCAAGAGCACCAGAGCAAAUUAGCCAACGCCACAUGUAGCCUCAGCAGUCCAACUACCAUCUGAAUCCAUUGCAUCCUUCGCCGGUUUGAGAUCUCAGAUACUUGCAGGAAGGGCAACUGGUGUGCAGACUGAAGUCUGAACCAACAUCUAAGCCCCGUUUGGUUCACAUGUCAAUUCCAUUUUGAGGGGCCAGAGAGAAAGGGGAUAGAUGGUUUUGAACAAUCCGUUCCUCUCCUUCAGAUUUGCACUUUUCCUCUCAUUUUCCCUUACAGCUUCGUCGUCGGCGCCUCUAUUCUUGUCCAAACUUUCUUCCCCAUCUACCCCUAGAGCCACUCCCUCUGACUUGCUUUCUGUGUUAGGUUCCAAGUCUGAAUCCUUAAACGUCAAUCCUGUCGUAGCGCGAGAACUCAGGUCCUGCUUCAAAUUCCUCGUUCCCUUUUCUCCAAAUUGUGUAAGAUUGAAUCAUAAUCAGCGUUCUCCUCGACGGACAUUGGCUUUGACGAAAUCCACUGUCCGGAGUCAAAGAGAGGAAAACGAGCUAAUUUGGCGGCCUCCGGAGCCGGUUUUGGAGCUCGCACGUCUCGCCGUCGAUUCUGGGGGUGACCCAGCGGCUAUUCAACGCCUUCUCGAUCCAACCAUAAUUCCUGUUCCUGAUAUUGAAGGAUCAAAAGAAAGCCGAUGUGAGCUCACUAGAACACCAUAUGGCAGACGCUUUAUUAGUGAGGAAGUGAACUGGUAUCUAAAAUUUCUGUUUGAUGUCAUUGCUGAUCGGGGUCCACCUAUUGGAUUGAAUGUAACAUUGAACCGUUUUGAUCUAUUCCACGGUCACCUAUUUCUAGCUGUAGAUUCUGGAAGGCUUGGUAUCUUAUUCCACGCUAAGGAAUAUCCAGAAUAUGAUAAAGAAGUUUUCCCAUACAAUAUGGGAUUUUGUCAGCGAGGGUCCAAAGUGAAAUAUGAUGACUCAAUGAACCUGCGCAAUAUUCUCUGGCUGGCUCCAUUGCCUCACAAUCCCACCAAAUCUUGGGCGGCGCCAGGUGUUUUAGUGGUGCUGGAUGCGCGGCCUGAUGGAAUCAUAUACAAAGAUCUAAUUCCUGAUUAUGUACAUUUUGCACGGACCAUAUAUGAAGAUGAUCUUGGAGAUGUUGCUGUGGAUGUGAACUACUUGUACGUUGGAUCUGAACCUCUGAAUUAUCAAAUUUUCAUAUGCUGAUACUCAAUUUUUUUUUUUUUAAAUUGCCUCCGUCCUCUCCAUACCGAUUACCUACGAAAUAAUAAAUUAAUGUUCUUAUCUGAGGCAAA